This is a messenger RNA of Acaromyces ingoldii, 834 nucleotides long. RefSeq names its product S-adenosyl-L-methionine-dependent methyltransferase. NCBI's taxonomy places the organism in Eukaryota, Fungi, Basidiomycota, Exobasidiomycetes, Exobasidiales, Cryptobasidiaceae. The transcript has 3 exons. The record is from RefSeq and is a predicted model, not a curated record. The annotation marks the transcript as partial.
CUGUAUGCAAGGGCUAGACCUUCUUAUCCAGAAGAGGUAGUAGAGAAGGUUGUUAAGAGCCCCUCAUCGAACGAACCUUUGAACAUCGUCGAACUGGGCGCGGGUACGGGCAUCGCGACAAAGGUUAUCAUCGAGGCCUGCAGCGGUCCCUCGGCCCAUGCUCGUCUGGCCUCUUACACGGCUCUGGACGCUUCGUCAGCGAUGAUGGAGGCGUUGGAGCGAUCGCUCAUGCAAGCCCCCGACGGAUUGGUGCCCAGACUGAAACAAUCUGGCCUGCUUGGAGCCGAUGUCACAACAGACACGGGAGUGGCCACUUUCGAAGAUUUCAAUUCGGCGCAGCGCUUCACGGGCCAGGUGGACCUCAUCCUUAUCGCUCAAGCCUGGCAUUGGUGCCAGGACUGGGACAAGGCCCUAUGCAAUUUUGCAAAGGCUCUCAAGCCAGGAGGCACUUUGGCCCUGCUGUGGAAUCUUGAAGACAAGGAUGCUGCCCCAUGGGUUCGCAAUGCUCGAGAGGAGUUUGAAAAGUACGAGGGCGACUUUCCUCAAUAUCGUCACUUUGGCUGGCACGCCAUGUACAAGCAACCUGGGUUUGCGCAUUUCGAGGUGCUACCAGAAGUGCAUCUCACUCGCUCGCUUCCCACCACGAUCGAGGGCGUCUGCUCGCGUGUCCGGAGCAAGAGCUACAUUUCUGUCUUGCCCGACGACCAGUGGUCGCAAGUCGAAGCAAAAAUUAAGGCAUUUCUUCGUGCGCCCGAUGCCGGAAUUUCCUGGAUCGACGAAGACAAAGGCAUCUUUGAAUACCCCUACAAGACCGCUCUUCACCUUUUCAGACGA